AUGGACUACACACAGCAGGUUAGUCAGGUUGUGGCCGCCGGCUGUUUUGGAGAUCUGAUUGAGUUCUCCUACCCCAUUGGAUACUCGCACUGGGGCGUCUAUGAUGGAGAUGAAUACGUUGUCCAUUUUGCUGUGGCAGAUGAGGGAGAACUGAAGAGAAUGUUCCGCAACUCUCUCCAAACGAUGUUCCCCGUGUGCGGUGACCUUCUGCUUGGUGAGACGCGGAUACAGCGGCAGUUGCUGUUGGAUGUCAAUGUGCCCAAAGGGGCACAGGUCAUUAUCAGCAACAACCAGCAUGGACGGGAACCAUCAUCUGAAGAGGACAUGAGGCAUAGGUGUAAUGCCUUGCUCAACAAGGAGUUGCCUUACAAGCUGUUCACUUUAAAUUGUGAGCACUUUGCCACCUUCGUACGAUACGGGGAGGCUGUAUGCAACCAGAUUCCAGGAAGAGCUAGAAACAAAGAAUGUGAAGGGGCAACAAAGGUUUUCAGAGACAUUGUUGAUCUUUACUAUUCCUGA
Molecule: messenger RNA, 519 nt
Organism: Scleropages formosus (Asian bonytongue)
Lineage: Eukaryota; Metazoa; Chordata; Actinopteri; Osteoglossiformes; Osteoglossidae
Product: HRAS-like suppressor 2
Exons: 4
Coding region: 1-519 (172 amino acids)
Biological process (GO): N-acylphosphatidylethanolamine metabolic process
Cellular component (GO): cytoplasm
Molecular function (GO): A2-type glycerophospholipase activity; glycerophospholipid phospholipase A1 activity
Source: RefSeq, a predicted model, not a curated record